Messenger RNA from Prorocentrum cordatum, 2605 nucleotides. The record is from the annotation of a GenBank genome assembly. Lineage: Eukaryota; Dinophyceae; Prorocentrales; Prorocentraceae.
CAUCACCCCUUCUGGGCUCAAGCCGCCGCUAAAGCCGCCCACCCCACGGCAAACGGUCGCCCCGUACCUCGUCGCCGCCCGCCAGGCGGCAACGGAGCUUCAGUGGGGAGAGGAGCGCCGGCGGGCUCAUGACACGGCGGCGCCGGCUGGCGACCGCCAUGUACUGGCUGCUGGAGCCCGAGGUCACCAGCGGGCGGCUCUCCUGGGCGCGCGCCGCGGCCGUUGGCGCAGCCGUCCUCGCGCUCCCCCCCGCCGCGGCGCUGCUGUGGCGACGCCCGCCGCCCGGGCCCCCGCUGCGGCAUCGCCAGAGGCAGGGGGGCGGCGCGAGCCGCCAUCUGGAGCAGCCCGCGGAGGGUGCAGCCCAGCCCCACGAGAGCAUGCUGGAGGCCGCGGCGGAGGAGAUCAGCGAGAGCCGGGACUGGGAGGUCGUCGACGAGGGAGGCGCCGAGGUGUGGAGCGACCGGGACGCGGCAUCUUCCAAGGUCCGUCGGACGCUCCCGAAGUGCACCGUGUUCAGCGGCAGGCGGGACUCGCCUGCCGGCGCCGACGGCCUCGUGGACUGGGUGAGGCUCCUGGACGGGUCCGGCUACGUGAAGGUCGCGGUGCCGCGCAGCUCGGCCUUCGAGGACACGACGCUGGUGGAGGAGACAGAGGCGCACUACGAGGAGGUGCAGCACGGCUCCUGCGAGGAGAACGGGAUGUGGCCGAUCUUGAGUUCCGAGCUGUGCGAGGCGGCCGCAGAGGCGCUGGGCCUAGGAAGCCGAGCCGACUUGGUGCUCUCGACCGCCUCCGAGCCAGGCUGCUUCUACAUGCACGGCCAGAGCAGUGCGCCCGCGGCGUCGCCCAGCGGCGUCGCUCAGCGCCUGCUGGCGCUGCUGCGCGGGGGCGCCUGGCGCGGGCAGCUGUGCUCCUCGGCGCGGACGUGCCAUCCCGUGACGACUUUGACGGUCACAUCCAGCACGUCGACGUCUAGCACAGGCUUUUCCAGCACGGAAACGUCCAGCACGGGCACGUCGACUCAAGUCACGUUGAUGUCUGCCGCGCCUACAUCGACGACGCCCUUGUCCGUGACCUCAACGUCUGGGAACCGCUCGGUUCGCCACCUUACCCUGUUCUGCUGGAGCGUGGCGACUCCCGGGGGCUACGAGAUCGAGCUCGUCGCCACCCAGUAUCGCAGGGGGGCGAGCAUCUUCAAUUGCGACGACUUCGCCGUGCUCAGCGCGUCGGAGGGCGUGGAAAUCGGCCCCGUCGACGUGAUCAUGAUCCUGGACACAGACGGCGGGGGCGAGAAGGGGGUCCUGGACAACGGGAGGGUGACGACAAACUCGUUCUUGAACACCGAGGUCUUCAUUCAAGCGUGGGGCAUCGUCAUGGAACAGACUCGCGCCACGACCAUGGACUGGAUCGUCAAGGCCGACCCAGACACGGUGUUCUUUCCAGAGCGCCUCCGGCAGCGUGUGGCAGAAGACAUGGCCAGUGGAGGCGAGCCGGUGUUCUACAUGAACUGCAACAAAGUCUUCGGACCAGGCGACGAGCCGAGCAAGUUAUUCGGGUCUCUUGAGGUAUUCUCACAGAGUGCGGUGCGGACUUUCCAGAACCAGAAGCACCGUUGCUUGGAGGAGUUGGACUGGCACGGAUGGGGCGAAGACUAUUUCAUGAGUCAUUGUAUGGAUCACAUUGGCGUCGCGCGCGUAGAGGACUUCGAUUCGUUUUCGGACAACCGGUGCAAUAGCGCUCCGUGUAAUGAUGCCACGAAGCUCUCGUUCCACGACUUCAAGGAUGAGGGGAGCUGGUUCUGGUGCUGGGAGACGUCCCUGGGGGAGGGCGCUGUCGCGGCGUACGCCCGCAGGGCUGCCCAGAGGGAUUCCGGGGAGAGGGCGAAGACACGGACCGAUUCUGCAGAAGAGAAGGGGGAGUCGAACGAAAAAGAAGAGACCAGACUAGCUUGAGCGGGCUCCAGUACAGGGCCAAGGCGACGGAGGAGGCCCCAGGGAGGCGAGAGGCGACGCCCGGCUCCAGGCGCUUGGACCUGUCGCCGAGCGGAAGAUCAAUCAGAGAGGCGCACGAAGCUGCCAAGUGUUUGGUCCGUCGCCUGGAACACCCCACACACGCACACACGUAUGUAUAUAUACACAUAUAUAUAUAUAUACCCGUUGACUCUUGAUCAUGGCAUUCGAACUUCAGGUCAUCGCCACGUCCCCAGUGCUAGCUCCCAUGUUGCUGGGCACACGCUUUGAAGACAAACACUUGCACAAAGUGCGACAUCAAAUCUGCAGGUGAGCAUGUUUCGGUUGGUGUCUGAAGGAGCGUCGCGCAGCAACUCGCCGUCUGUAAGCAAAGCCAGUACUUUUGCUUCGUGCGCCAGCCUCCGAAAGAGUGUCGCAUUGCACCACAUCGUCUUUCUCUCUCCCUCUCUCUCUCUCUCGUUGCCGUCCCUCCACCCACUCAUGCACACUUUGCUAACGCAAUUCGCCUGGGCCCAAGGUGGCUCACAGGCUCCGGCCGGCACGCCGAGCUCCCCGCCCCUCCGGACGGGCAGGCCUCGAAUCAAGAUGUUUUCGUUCUGGAGCGCUCUGAAACGGCCGCGGCGCCCGAUACAUCCUCC